GUCUGUGCUGUGGAUCAGUCACGAGUUCUAUAGCGCUGUCUGUCCACUUCUGCUGCUGCUCUCACCGCAAUUCUGGACCAAUUAAAGCACACUAACUAGGGAGGAAUAGAGUCUUUAGUUCAGAUCUAAAACGGAACAGCGUGAGGACUGUGACUGAUCAAAUAGCGGGAGGAUGUGGCGACUGAAGGCGACUUUGAGCGGCUCUCUGCUCGGCCUCACGCUGCUGCUGCUGCCCGCUCAACUCUGCGAGUCACACCGAUUUCUUUCACAGAACAAAGCCUCUCAGUUCCUCGCACGACACAGACGCGCAAACACUCUGUUUGAGGAGAGCAAGAAAGGAAACUUGGAGCGCGAAUGCAUCGAGGAGUUGUGUAAUAAAGAAGAGGCGCGAGAGAUCUUUGAGAAUAACCCUGAGACAGAGUAUUUCUAUCCCAAGUAUGUUGUGUGUCUGGGGUCUCACCGCGUUGGGAUCAAUAAUCCGAACUCAGAGGCUGGAAUCCCUCAGAACCUGCGGACCUGCGUGCAAGAAAUCAGUAACCAGUGCUUACCGCUGCCAUGUUAUAAGGAGGGAUACGAGCGCUGUGUGGACGGUCAGGGCUCGUUCACCUGCGUGUGUAAACCCGGAUGGAAGGGCCCACGCUGUGAACAGGACAUUAACGAGUGUGAUGACCCAGAAUUCCCAGCGGGCUGCAGCCAAGCGUGUUUUAACUUCCCCGGGAGUUUCACCUGCAGCUGUGAGCGAGGCUUCUACACACACGACAACAUACACUGCAUAGAUAUCAAUGAGUGCAUCCUGUAUCCCAGUGUUUGUGUGGAGCCUUCUAAAUGUGUGAAUCUUCCGGGUGCAUUUGAGUGCCGAUGUCCGAUAGGAUACAAAUACAACACAACCACACGAAAGUGUCUGGAUCUGAAUGAGUGUGAGCAGGCUGUGUGUGAUGGCGAGUGUGUGAAUACGAUUGGCAGUUUUUCGUGUCACUGUGACGGGCGUGAGGGUGUGAAGCUGGCAGAGGACAGGCGGAUCUGCGAGAAGAUUCCACAGUGUUUGACUCUGGCUGACAAUAAACACAGCGAGAUGUUGUAUCUGGGAGAACAGUUCAGCGGGUUACCUGUGAUAUACCUGCAAUUCCGCCUGCAGGCCGAUUCCAAGUUUGCGGCUGAAUUUGAUUUCCGCACAUUUGAUCCAGAAGGUGUGAUUCUGUACGCCGAGUCGUCGCCGGACUCAUGGUUUAUGUUGGGUAUACGUGGCGGCCUUAUAGAGGUCCAGUUUAACAAUGAACAUUCGUUCAAAACGACCAGUGGAGGCAAAGCUAUUAAUGAUGGACAAUGGCACGUGAUCUCAGUCGAAGAGCUGCCAGGCAGCAUCAGUGUGAAAAUCAGUAAAGAGGCCAUUAUGAGCAUUAACAGUCCUGAACAACUCUUCACUCCCGUUAAUGACAAAAUGGAAAUUAAAGUUUACAUCGCUGGCCUGCCUUAUCGCAAUAAGAACCUCGUCAAACCGAUCAACCCAAGAUUAGACGGCUGUAUCCGUGGCUGGAAUCUCAUGAAUCAGGGUGCGUCUGGAGUGAAGGAGGUCAUUCAGGAGAAGCAGAAUAAACACUGUUAUGUGCAUGUGGAGAAGGGCACGUUCUUCACCGCUGGAGGAUUCGCACAAUUCAACAUUGACUACAGAAGAACUGGUCAGUGGCGGGUGGAUGUUGUGAUGAGUAUACGUCCUUCAAGUAGUUCCGGUGUAUUGUUUGCCCUAGUUAGCAACAACACUGUGCCUCUUUCUGUUUCCGUGGUAACAAAAGGACCAGAUGAUGCAGAGCUGCAGGUGUUUUUGGACAGCGUAUCUGUGGUCACUCUUCAGUCUCUGAUGCUCUGUUAUCCUGAUCGUUUCGUUGUGGAGAUGAGCAUAUCAGCUGAUCAUCUUCACAUCACCGCAAACGAAUCGUCAGUGUCCUACAGUGAUUCUGAGAUCCUGAGCGCAGCUUUAUCUAAUCUCAACAACACCAUGCAGAGUCACAUCAACACUUACAUCGGAGGACUGCCAGAUCUUCCACUGUCUAAAACACCGAUCUCAGCGUACUAUGGCGGCUGUAUGGAGAUCAGUGUGAACGGACAGCCGCUGGACUUUGAUGAGGCUGUUAUCAAAGACAACAGCAUCAAAUCUCACUCCUGCCCCCCUGUGUUUGCCCCCGAACCCCACCCACACUAGACAGGAAGUGACAUCACAGACAAUCGCAGGGAUACAUGACACGGCAUGCAUUGUCUUCAUUUGCCUGAUUUUACCUUCUGUGAACACAAAUAAUCAUCUGGUUAAGGUGUGGAGUUGUCUUUUAUUGCCCAAACUAGUGCAUUGUCUGCUGGAUAACGAGGGAUUCUGGACUCAACUCUGGCGAUAGAUUGUGUUUUUUGUUGUCUCACUCUUUUAAAUGAAUGUUUUUUAAUGCAUUCAUUUGUUAAUACACUACUUGUGUUCUUUGAUGACUAACCAGUGAAAGUAAGAAGAGAUUUAAGAACUUUAAACUAAAGCUUGUCAGCCUUGAAUAUUUUGCCUUUAUUUAAAAGUGGCAAAGAAACUGUGUAGAGCUGAGCUGUGAUGGGUUAAAAAUAUUCAGCCUGAUUUGAUAUGAACAAGACGGAUUCAACUGGAUUUCUUAGACUAGGAUGAGAUGGUUGCAGUAUUUUUAUUACUAACGUCCCUGUUUUUCUGUCUAUAAACAAAACAGUUUGCCCUUUUUUGUUUUCAAGUGUUUUGUUCGUACAAAUUGGUAAAUGGAUAAACUUACUGUAUUUUUUUUUUUAGAGCAGUCAAUAUUAUCUUGUGUAUAACAAACUCAUUUGAAUGUAAAUAUGCUUAGGGGCACUAGUAUUGCUUUAAUUGUUUUAAUAAAACAAAUUAAAUGCUG
Messenger RNA from Myxocyprinus asiaticus (Chinese sucker), 2891 nucleotides. Its product is annotated as vitamin K-dependent protein S-like. Gene Ontology annotation, cellular component: extracellular region. The coding region runs from base 173 to 2197 and encodes 674 amino acids. Gene Ontology annotation, molecular function: calcium ion binding. The record is from RefSeq and is a predicted model, not a curated record. NCBI's taxonomy places the organism in Eukaryota, Metazoa, Chordata, Actinopteri, Cypriniformes, Catostomidae. The transcript is spliced from 14 exons.